Messenger RNA from Candoia aspera, 2739 nucleotides. It is a transcript of the gene CNNM3, whose product is annotated as cyclin and CBS domain divalent metal cation transport mediator 3. The transcript has 9 exons. The record is from RefSeq and is a predicted model, not a curated record. The coding region runs from base 12 to 2312 and encodes 766 amino acids. Gene Ontology annotation, molecular function: transmembrane transporter activity. Gene Ontology annotation, biological process: magnesium ion homeostasis; transport; intracellular manganese ion homeostasis. Gene Ontology annotation, cellular component: cytoplasm; plasma membrane. NCBI's taxonomy places the organism in Eukaryota, Metazoa, Chordata, Lepidosauria, Squamata, Candoiidae.
UGCCUCAGGCCAUGGUGGGCAGGGGCAGCUGGCCGGCACUCCUCUGCGGCUGGGCUGCAGCGGCCGCCGCCAUGUGGCCCGGCGGGGCCGCGGCGCGAGGCGAGGCGUCCGCCGGCACGGGCCCCCCGGAUGCCGGGGGCCCCCCGGGGCCCUGCCCCCCGUGCCCCAACGUGCUUGGCUUCCGCCUGGAGGACGGCGCCUCGGCCACGGGGGGACUCGUCCGGGCCCUCCCGGGGGCCACCUUCCGCCUGCGCCUCUACGGCACCGGCCUGCACAACCGCAGCUGGCCCUGGGCGGCCUUCGUGCCGGCGGGGGCCCCGUGCGGGGGCCCCUCCUCCACGCCCUCGCCCUCGGGCGCCCCGGAGGUCCUGGCCCACGACGUCCUGCCCGCUGGCGAGCACGCGGUGCUGGUGACCGUGAGGGUGGCCCCCGCGGGCCCCCGUGGCCAGUUCCGUCUCUGCAGCCUGGCGGGCCCCGGGCGCCAGUGGGCCCCCGCCGCCCCUGGCGACGCCAUCCUGGUGAUGGAGGACGAAGGCGGGGGCGGCAAGGUGGCUGCGGAGGUGUGGCCCCCGCCGCUGCCCCCCUGGCUGCUGGGCACCCUGGUGGCUGUGCUGCUGGCCCUCCUGGCCCUGCUCCGCACUCUGCAGCUCAGCACCCUGUGGCUGGACCCGGCGGAGCUGUACGUGCUGCGGGACUGCGGCUCCGAGGCUGAGCGGGGUGCCUCCAAGGCGCUGGAGCCGGUCCGGCAGCGGGGGACGUUCGUCCUGUGUUCCCUGCUGCUGUUGAGCGCCCUGGCCCACGCCGCCCUGGCCGUGCUUUUCUACCGGGCCGUGGGGGCGCUGGCCCCGGCCAUCCUGGGCGUCGCCGCCUUGGCCUUCCUGCUGGCUGAGGUGCUGCCCUUCACCGUCAGUUCCCGGUGGGGGCUCUGGCUGGCCCCGCGCGGGCUCUGGCUCACCCAGUUCUUCAUGCUGCUGACGUUCCCCAUCUCGCUGCCCCUCAGCAGGGUGCUGGAACUGGCCUUGCGGCAUGACACCAGCACCUGCCUCCUGCGGGAGAAGAUCCUGGACAUGGUGCGGAACAGUGACCCCUACAAUGAGUUUGUGCGGGAGGAAUUCAGCAAGGGUGCGCUGCGCAACAAGACUGUGGAAGACGUGCUGACCCCGCUGGACGAGUGUUUCAUGCUGAAUGCCAGUGCGGUGCUGGACUUCAACAACAUGUCCAUGAUCAUGCAGAGUGGCUACACCCGCAUCCCGGUGUAUGAGGAUGAGCGCACCAACUUGGUGGACAUGCUUUAUGUCAAGGACUUGGCCUUGGUGGACCCUGAUGACUGCACCCCUCUCAGUACCAUCAUCAAGUUUUACAACCAUCCGCUUCACUUCGUCUUCAAUGACACCAAGCUGGAUGCUGUGCUGGAGGAGUUCAAGAGAGGAAAAUCCCACAUGGCGAUCGUGCAGAAGGUGAACAACGAAGGGGAAGGGGACCCAUUCUACGAAGUCAUGGGCUUGGUGACCCUGGAAGACGUCAUUGAAGAGAUCAUAAAGUCAGAGAUCAUGGACGAGUCAGACGACUACAGGGAAAACAGAUUGAAGAAGAAGCCGCCUCCGCUUGGAACUUUGAUGGAUCGCCGGAAAGAAGAUUUCUCCUUGUUCAAAGUUUCUGACAAUGAGUACAAGGUGAAAAUCUCCCCUCAGCUACUCCUAGCUACCCAGCGCUUCUUAUCUAGAGAGGUGGAUCUCUUCAGCCCAGGCCGAAUCUCCGAGAAGGUCUUGUUGCAUCUGUUGCAGCAUCCCAGUGUCAACCAGGAGGUGAAGUUCGAUGACUGCAAUCGCUUGGCUGCCGAACAUUACUUGUACCAGCGCAACCAACCAGUCAAUUACUUUGUCCUCAUCCUGCAGGGCAGGGUUGAAGUUGAGAUCGGAAAGGAAGGACUGAAGUUUGAAAACGGAGCCUUCACGUAUUACGGUGUUUCUGCCCUUACUGCUCCUUCUUCAGUCCAUCAGUCCCCAGUGUCCACUCUACGGAUGAAUCGUCGUGAACAGCAACUGGACGGCACAGAGUCCACCAAUUAUUCGGCCUACUGUCCUGACUACACCGUCCGAGCCCUCACCGAUCUACAGUUCAUCAAGGUCACCCGUUUGCAGUAUCUCAAUGCUCUUAUGGCCUCAAGAAUACAGAACUCACCUCAGUCCCCUGAGGCUGUGGAUCUGAAGAUUGUCCCCAGUAGCCAGACAAAGCUCCUCAAUGACAAAAAUGCUGCAGCAGCCUUCCCGCUAAAUCUCUCUUUCUUUGGCACAAUUGAAAACCGCAUUUAACACAGGCCUCUCUGCCAUAGCCUGGAGUUCCUUUCUUUUUUUAAAUCACAAGGGAAAUGGCAAAGCAAGUUGAAUCUGCUGGAAGAGGCAAGCACGGGGGUUUGAUUUCCGCAAGCAGCAUUAGGGCUGCAGGCUGGGGAGCCCGGGAGGACCCCUCCCUUAAAACCUUCAGCACUUCUCCUGGCUUCUGCCCUCGUUUCAGAUGGACUUCUAGUUUGGCGUUUCCAACAGGAGCUUCCUAAGCCGGGUGGAGCCUGGCCAUCUCGGGGGGCUGGCUGGACCGAACACCAGGGGCUUCCAGUGCUCCGACGGGCUGCCACGCCCAGGACGUUUGCAAGCAGCGCUUGACUGCAGAGGGCUGGUGGACCUGGGCAAAGUUUGUUUGUGGCCGAGGGCAGUAGCCUGCAAAUACAGACUCGACUCCUUU